Molecule: messenger RNA, 2631 nt
Organism: Schizophyllum commune H4-8
Lineage: Eukaryota; Fungi; Basidiomycota; Agaricomycetes; Agaricales; Schizophyllaceae
Product: WD40 repeat-like protein
Exons: 3
Coding region: 162-2303 (713 amino acids)
Molecular function (GO): protein binding
Source: RefSeq, a predicted model, not a curated record
CCCGAUUGCAAUCGUUCCCUGCGUAUCGUCUACAGCAGCCGAAAGAGGACCAGCCAUUGUUCUCGGAGACAAAGAGGGGGGAAUUUGCAAUACCACAAGUGUGAGAAAGAGGGGCCGAUGUGCUAGCGUUUCUCCGCACACCGUCAUACCACACUUGUACGAUGGCCUCCUCGUCGUCGGCUGCGACCCCGCCGCGCCCCAGUUCAUCAUACAGCUACUCGCUCAUCGACUACGUGGAUGACUCCGACGUCUUUGGCUCUCACGCACGCAGUGCUUCUACCCCACCUUCCAACCGCCGCGUACCGGGCCUGGCGUCCUCUGCAUCCUCCUUCGUUUGGCCAGAAACACCCCCACAGCAGCGUUACUACCAAGAGGAACCAUGGACCCUACCUUACUCUCGAAAUACCACCUACUCCAUAUUGAACGGAAUCCCCAACGUCAACAUCAAGGGCAUCCUCCCCAGGAUAUGGGACGCCAUCCUCAGCUCGCCCUCCAAACUGCGUGGCUCCAGCUUCGCAAAUGCAUCUUCGCCCACCCUCGUCACUCCGGUGCGCCCGCGCCCCUCUCCGUCCCAAUCCGCGGGCCGCUCGUUCAGCACCUUCAACCGCUCCACCCUCUCCGUCUUCAUGGGCCGCGGAAGCCCCACGUCGACGCUCUCCCGCGCCUCCACACGCUACCACACCCCCGCGACGAGCCGCGUCUCGCUUGUCGAGGACCCGGACGAGCCGCUUGUGGGCGACUUUCCCGUCCUCAUCGACUCCGGUCCAGACUUUCCCAGCGACUCGGACAUCGAGGACGAGGCAUGUUUCUGCUUCGUUUCCAAGGAGGACUCCGCACCUAUACCCUCUGACACCAACGGAUAUGGAUAUGAUGUCGGCCGGGGCACGGGCAGGGAGGACAUUAGAUGCGUUAUCGGCCUCAACAUUGUCUCUCUACUUCCACCGGAGCUCGGCGUCUACAUACUCUCCCUUCUCAUUCCCCACACCUCUGACGACACCACCGGCGGCUACGGUUACGGGUUGAACGACCUGUUGCCGUGCUCGCUCGUCUGCCACUCAUGGUACGACCUCUUGCAGGACAACGAGAUUUGGUACAAAGCGUACGUGAGCUGGUGGGGCGUCCGCCGACCUACGUGUCGCUCUACGUCAACAGAGUGGAAGCGCCUCUUCAUACGUCGUGCAGCGCUGGAAAAGCGGUGGCGACGUGACGACCCCGAAUUCGCCGGACCGACCCUUUCGCACUUGCAGUCGCAUACCGACAGUGUCUAUACGGCCGAGUUCUCACUCGAAUGGGGCUUGCUCGUUAGCGGUAGUCGCGACCGGACCAUCCGUAUUUGGGACAUGCACGCUCGCUCUGGUCGCGAGUCUUGUCUCGCCCUGCUGAGGAACUCGGGUGGCGAGGAGGGCAGCGGCCAUACAGGCUCUGUGCUCUGUUUGAAGUUCGAAGUGAUCCCUGAUUGGUCAGGCGCGACACCUGACCGUCAGCGGUUCUUCAUGGUCUCCGGUAGCAGUGAUUGCACGAUCUGCGUCUGGGACUUCACCGUCGAGGGCUUCGCCGCCGGCCGUGAUCGCAAGCGCCGUCGUCUCCGCGUGACGCAGAGCCGGCUCCUGCGCACGCUGCGCGGACACUCUGGCGGCGUGCUCGACCUGCGUCUGUACGAGUCGGCCACUGGGCAGAAGUGGAUCGUGAGCUGCUCGAAGGACGCUUCUAUCCGCGUCUGGAGUCGCACGACGUACGAGGAGGCGCGCGUCAUGCGCGGUCAUGACGGCCCUGUCAACGCUAUUGGUGUGCACGCACAGCGCGUUGUCAGCGCGUCUGGCGACGGGAAGAUGAUUCUCUGGAACAUCGACUCGGGCGAGCGCAUCCGCACCUUCGACGGGCACGACCGCGGGCUCGCGUGCAUCGAGUUCAAGCAGGAUCUCAUCCUCACGGGCUCGAAUGAUUGCACCAUCAAGGUGUGGUGCGCGAAGACGGGCAAGUGUCUCGGAACGCUGGAGGGGCACCGUGCGCUCGUGCGCGCGCUUGCCUUCGAGGUGUACCCGGCCGGGAGAGGUGGCGAUGACCGCGUGAAGGGCCGUGUGGUUAGCGCGAGCUACGAUCGCUGCGUGCGGGUGUGGGACCUGGACACGGGGCGUCCGGAGGGCACAGCGCCUGGUUCGCUUGUGCGCGAGUUCAAGCAGUGCCAUACGAGCCAUAUCUUCGACGUUCGCUUCGAUAACUCUCGGAUAGUAACUACCUCACACGACCAGAAGAUCGCCAUCCUCGAUUUCUCUCGGGGCUUGGAGGACGUGUGUCUCCUCUGAGCGUCCCACAUAUUUAUCAUCUUGCAUCUUCAUCUUGGACACACUAUAUAACCCGCAGUUACCUUCGUCAUCUCUCCUUAAUCUCCGUUGUCCUUUUCUUUAUUCCUCGCUCUCGCUCUGUCUUUCAUGUCAUGUCCGGAGCUUCACCCUUCGCUGUCGUUUGAUUCUUGUUCUGCUCUCCUCUCCAAUCAUCAUCAAAUAGUGCAUGCUGCUGCUGAAGCGCUGCCGUAUACCAAGAAAAACAGAUAGUGUGUAGUUGUACUAGUAGUGUAGAGUAUUUUGGAUGACCUGCAUGACCUAUAUAUGCCUGGAUGUUUGGAGAUGAAAA